AUGAAAGACAUUCUACUAGAAGGCGAUGAUGCUCAGUUGGCGGCUAUGGGGCAUCGGCCCGAACUCCAACGCAGUUUUUCAACGUGGUCAAUGCUAGGACUAGCCUUUGCUGUCCUCAACUCAUGGACAGCACUCUCGGCCAGUCUAUCAAUCAGUCUUACCUCCGGUGGAAGCACAAGCGUGAUAUGGGGACUGGUGACGGCGGGAUUCUGCAAUUUAUGCAUUGCAUGCUCGCUGGCUGAGUUCCUCUCGGCCUAUCCAACUGCUGGAGGACAAUACCAUUGGGUUGCAGCAAUCGCGUGGCCAAAGUGGGUUCCCAUUCUAUCGUGGAUCACAGGCUGGAUCAAUGUGGCAGGCUGGGUUGCCCUGGUGGCUACAAACUCGCUUCUGUCUAGUCAACUUAUUGUUGGGGUUAUCUCCACCCUUCACGAGAGCUAUGAGCCCCAACGCUGGCAUCAAUUUCUCAUCUACAUUGGACUGACGAUUGGUUCAUUCGUUAUCAACGCUUUUAUGAACUCCAUUCUGCCGGUCAUUUACCGAGGCGCUUUUGCAUGGUCCAUUGGAGGUUUCGUGGUUGUGUCUAUUACAGUCCUCGCAUGUGCAUCGCCCAAUUACAAUUCGGCUUACUUCGUGUUUUGUGACUUUGUCAAUCAAACAGGCUGGCCUGAUGGAGUCGCAUGGCUUCUUGGUCUACUCCAAGGAGGCCUCGGUGUGACGGCUUUUGACGCUGUAGCACACAUGAUUGAAGAAGUACCCAACGCUUCCGUUGAAGGACCCAAAAUCAUGGUAUCCUGUGUGGGAAUCGGUACUGUUACCGGUUCGAUCUUUCUCAUUGUUCUCCUAUUUGUCGCUGGCAACAUGGAACAAGUCACAACCUCGGCAGCUGGUCCCCUUUUGCAGAUUCUGCUUGAUGCGACAAAAAGUAACGCCGGCGCUAUCUGCCUUUUGAUGCUGCCUCUUGUUUGUUUGGUUUUCGCUAUCAUUAGCGUUAUGACUACUAGUAGCCGAAUGAUUUUUGCUUUCGCGAGAGAUGGUGGGCUCCCAGCUUCUCGAUUCUUCGCAACAGUGCAUCCCACGCUCAAAUUACCUCUGAACGCACUCAUGUUGAGUGUUGUUGUGGUCAUCGCUUUUGGGUGCAUCUUCCUGGGCUCUUCAAGUGCUUUCAACGCAAUUAUCUCCGCUUCAGUCGUGGCACUUGACUUAUCCUACGGCAUUCCCAUCGCUAUCAACUGUCUGCAAGGACGCCGAAGGCUACCCGAGCGGAAGUGGAAGCUGCCAAGUUCCGUCGGAUGGUUUGCCGACAUCGUUUCCUUGUCCUACAUCAGUCUUACCACUGUAUUGUUCGUUUUCCCUCCGUCCAGCACGGUCACAGGGAGCAGUAUGAACUACUGCAUUGCAGCUUUUGCUGUGAUCAUUAUCAUCUCCGUGUUCCAGUGGAUUGUUGACGGAAGGAAAAACUUCACGGGUCCUCGCUUUGACAUGACUAUCGAUGCCCUGGACGCCAUGCCCACAGAGCAAGAGCCCAGCAGACAGGAGAAGUAA
This is a messenger RNA of Penicillium nucicola, 1542 nucleotides long. RefSeq lists its product as uncharacterized. The coding region runs from base 1 to 1542 and encodes 513 amino acids. The transcript is spliced from 19 exons. Gene Ontology annotation, biological process: transmembrane transport. Gene Ontology annotation, cellular component: membrane. The record is from RefSeq and is a predicted model, not a curated record. Lineage: Eukaryota; Fungi; Ascomycota; Eurotiomycetes; Eurotiales; Aspergillaceae. Gene Ontology annotation, molecular function: transmembrane transporter activity.